Molecule: messenger RNA, 1023 nt
Organism: Colletotrichum orchidophilum
Lineage: Eukaryota; Fungi; Ascomycota; Sordariomycetes; Glomerellales; Glomerellaceae
Product: UMTA protein
Exons: 8
Coding region: 1-1023 (340 amino acids)
Molecular function (GO): methyltransferase activity
Source: RefSeq, a predicted model, not a curated record
AUGGCCGCGGCACCGGAGCAUCCCGAGGGUUUCCUGGCCGCUGACGACGAGAUCUCCGACAGCGAGGUGGAUCUCGAAAGUCUUCAUUCAGAGACCACCAGCGUGAAAAGCUCGAUUCUCGAGUACCGGAUAGAGAAUGGCAGGUCGUAUCAUAAGUACAAGGACGGCAAAUAUGCUUUUCCCAACGAUGACCAAGAAAACGAGCGACUCGAUAUGCAGAGCGAGAUCUGUAAUCUCACCUUCCACGGCAAGAUGGGUUUUGCGCCGCCGGCAGAGGAGGGCGCCAAAGUUGGGCGUAUCCUUGACCUUGGCACAGGAACUGGCCUCUGGGCCAUAGAUUACGGUGAUCAACACCCUGAAACUGAGGUAUUGGGCGUGGAUCUCUCGCCAAUCCAGCCAAGAGACGUCCCGCCAAACGUCCAUUUCGAGGUUGAUGAUGUUGAAGAGGACUGGCUCUACUCGAGACCUUUUGAUUAUAUUCACAUCCGCUUCUUGAAUGGCUCGAUCGCAGAUUGGAAAAAGCUGGUCACCAAGGCCUAUGACAAUCUCGUCCCUGGUGGUUAUUUUGAAAUCCAGGAGAACGAUUUCGUUUUCACGUCAGACGAUGAGACGCUGGCGCCCAAGGCACCCCUCGCUGAGUUCGGCAGACUGGUUCGGGAAGCCGCCGCAAAGUUCGGACGUGCAUUUGUCCCAUGCCCCGAGUUGAAGGACAUCUUGACUGAGGCCGGCUUCGAGGACGUCGUCCUCGACAAGUUCAAGUGGCCAUCUAACCCAUGGCCCAAAGAUCCCUACCACAAGACGAUUGGGCAGUGGAACUAUCACAACUUUGUGGAUGCCGCAGAGGCCCUGGCUUUGGCGCCUCUGACGCGCGCUCACGACUGGACCAAAGAAGAGGUCCAAGUAUUUCUUAUUGACGUCCGAAAGGAUAUGAGAAAUCCCAAAGUCCACUCGUACAUGCCAAUCUACACUAUUGUUGGAAGAAAGCCUUUGAAGGAAGAUUCCCCUGCUGCACCUCAAGCUUAA